Messenger RNA from Drosophila nasuta, 3146 nucleotides. RefSeq lists its product as uncharacterized. NCBI's taxonomy places the organism in Eukaryota, Metazoa, Arthropoda, Insecta, Diptera, Drosophilidae. Bases 139 to 1950 code for a protein of 603 amino acids. The transcript is spliced from 2 exons. The record is from RefSeq and is a predicted model, not a curated record.
ACUUAAAUAUAUUUCACUUCGAGCACAGUUUCAGUCGACAACUAACUACUAAAUUAUCAAAUAUUAAAAAUAUUUACUAGAAACUUAUUUUCAAUAAGUAUUUAAGCUGCUUGAAGAGAAGGAAAAAACAUUCGAACAAUGGAUUCUACCGAGGGAGGUCAUCAACACGAGAGUGAAUCGAGUUCAUCGUCAACAGAAUCAUCGAAUGGCCAGCAACCUCCACGUCCAUUGGACCCAACAUUGCAGCCUCCAAAUAGUGGUGAAUCUUUGAAGAAUCUUCCAAAUACGAAUCAAGAACCUGUGAUCAAUCGUGAAUCUGUACGUGUUAUACUAUCGCAAAGGGAUUAUAAGCAUGAGCCAGCUGGCGAAUGUCGUCAUUCCCCAAUGAGAACAACUCGCGAUAGAAGCGCAGAAUCGCGAUAUAGCCGCGACGUCGAUAUGGUGCAAUUAUAUCGUCCCAGAGAUGAACGCAUACCGCAAGAACAAUCCAAUCAAGCAUAUUACUCGCAUGCCUUUCGGACCGAGGCACAGCCUGUUGCACCAUGGGAACGCGGUCUGGAUUCGAAUAUCGCAGAGCGGCGAUCACCAAGAUUCGAAAAUAUUCAGAAGGAAUCGCGCAUUGCUCCUUGUUAUGCUCAGGACCAGCCGCAGGACUCGUUUGUAACUCGUGAUUCUGUACAGAACUCGCAAUUUUCUUAUGGCUGGAAGAUACCUGCAAUGAAUUCUCUCACAAGGAACUCCAUUCCUUAUGGGACUUGUGCAAAAGAAAAUAUAACUUCUCAAGGCUCUACAAAGAACUCGCUUCCCUAUGGAGACUGUGCUGAGGACUCGAAAGCUUCUAGUGGCUACUGCACAAAUAUAAUGCGAGAACAAAUUGCGGAACCUGUUUCCCAGGAGCUGCAGAAAUAUAAUUCCCCAGGACCAUCCCUAACAAUAGCAGUCACAUCCAAUGCAAUGAGCGAAGCUAAUCAAGAACCCAAACAGCGCAUUGCUCCUUGUUAUGCUCAGGACCAGCCGCAGGACUCGUUUGCAAGUCGUGAUUCUGCACAGAACUCGCAAUUUUCUUAUGGCUGGAAGAUACCUGCAAUGAAUUCUCUCACAAGGAACUCCAUUCCUUAUGGGACUUGUGCAAAAGAAAAUAUAACUUCUCAAGGCUCUACAAAGAACUCGCUUCCCUAUGGAGACUGUGCCGAGGACUCGAAAGCUUCUAGUGGCUACUGCACAAAUGUAUUGCGAGAACAAAUUGCGGAACCUGUUUCCCAGGAGCUGCAGAAAUAUAAUUCCCCAGGACCAUCCCUAACAAUAGCAGUCACAUCCAAUGCAAUGAGCGAAGCUAAUCAAGAACCCAAACAGCGCAUUGCUCCUUGUUAUGCUCAGGACCAGCCGCAGGACUCGUUUGCAAGUCGUGAUUCUGCACAGAACUCGCAAUUUUCUUAUGGCUGGAAGAUACCUGCAAUGAAUUCUCUCACAAGGAACUCCAUUCCUUAUGGGACUUGUGCAAAAGAAAAUAUAACUUCUCAAGGCUCUACAAAGAACUCGCUUCCCUAUGGAGACUGUGCCGAGGACUCGAAAGCUUCUAGUGGCUACUGCACAAAUAUAAUGCGAGAACAAAUUGCGGAACCUGUUUCCCAGGAGCUGCAGAAAUAUAAUUCCCCAGGACCAUCCCUAGCAAUAGCAGUCACAUCCAAUGCAAUGAGUGAAGCUAAUCAAGAACCCAAACAGCUGGUGGAGAACGUUCAGUUGACAAUAGCGACACAAACCGAAAUCGAUUUAGAAUUUACUGUCGAAUUGUGGUGUUCAAUUUUUGAUUCACUUCGCAUGCAGCACAUAAUCUAUGAAUAUGAUAACAAAUUGAUAUGGUUCAUUGCUUUGAUGGGGGUUAUGAUACCAUUUCUAGCAGUUAUGAAGUUUAUUUUCUAUCUUCUGAGUCUAAUACUUUCAAAGUUUUGAAUUGCAAACAUAUAUGUAUUGUAAUCAACUGGGAGUUCAAUGAAUGUGGAGGAUUAUAAAAUUUACCCAAAAACAUAUGUUUGAGAAUUGCAAAAGCAAAAUACAUAAAAGAAAAGGUUGAUUAUAGAAAAUACCACAUUGAUCAAAAUACAAAAGAUAAAUAUAACAUUUUUCAGAUCACUUUCAAAGUUAAUAUUAAAAAAAUGACAAAGGAAAAGUUUGCUUAUUGAACUUUAAACAUUGAGAUAAAUAAUAUGUAAAACUAUUAUAAAUACCGAAUACAUAACAGAAUAGGUUUAUUAUAGAAAAUACCAAAUGGAUUAAAAUACAAAGGAGAAAUAUAACAUUUUUAGAUCAGUUUCAAAGUAAAUAUUAAUAAAAAUAUUAAUGACUUUAGCGCAACUCUUAAAAUUCAAAUGGAUUAUAUUUUAUCGUUGUGAAAAACUUUUGGUGUGAAAUUUGAUUUUAGAAAUUACAGAAUAUAGCAGAAAGGAUCAAAAUACAAAAGACUAAUAUUACAUUUUUCAGAUCAGUUUCAAAGUAAAUAUUAAAAAAAAUAUUAAUGACUUUAGCACAACUCUUAACAUUCAAAUGGAAUGUAUUUUAUUAUUGAGGAAAACUUUUGGCGUGAAAUUUGAUUUUAGAAAUUACAGAAUAUAGCAGAAAGGUUAAAAAUACAAAAGAAGAAUAUAAAAUUUAUUAGAUCAGUUUUAAUAUAAAUAUUGUAAAUAUGACAAUGGAAAAAAUUUCUGUUUUUUGGCCUCAAAUAUUAAAUUGACGAUUAGAAAGGAUUAAAAUACAAAAGAAGAAUAAAAUAUUUCAACACAAGAGUUAAAAGAAUUACACAGUUUCCCUUUGGAAUUAUGAAAUGCAGCUGAUAUCGUAAACAGAACUUUGUACUGAAAUGAGAAAAGAAUUGUAAUAUUGUGAAGAACUUACUGUAAAAGUAAACUUUGUGAUCGAAAAACACAUUCAAAGUAUAAAGUAAUAACAGCUAGAAGUUCAAAUGAUGUUCCAUAAAUAAGGGAGUGCUAGCUGCUAAGGCCAUCGACAUGAAUAUUUUGAUAACAGAACAUGUGAAAUCGAUAUCUUUCUGGGAGUUAAGGUUUCAAAUUAAUACACAUUAUAAAAAUAAAGAAAAUUGUCAACAUGAAAAGUCUUCCAAAUAUAAUAAAAUCGAAUUCUCUCAGGGAGUA